Grammomys surdaster is the source of this 843-nucleotide messenger RNA. Its product is annotated as cytochrome P450 2J2-like. The record is from RefSeq and is a predicted model, not a curated record. Gene Ontology annotation, cellular component: cytoplasm; intracellular membrane-bounded organelle. Gene Ontology annotation, molecular function: heme binding; iron ion binding; oxidoreductase activity, acting on paired donors, with incorporation or reduction of molecular oxygen, reduced flavin or flavoprotein as one donor, and incorporation of one atom of oxygen. Lineage: Eukaryota; Metazoa; Chordata; Mammalia; Rodentia; Muridae. Gene Ontology annotation, biological process: xenobiotic metabolic process; arachidonate metabolic process. Bases 1 to 843 code for a protein of 280 amino acids. The transcript has 5 exons.
AUGUUUCCCUGGGCCCUCCGCUACCUCUCAGGACCCCACCAGAAGAUAUUUCAGUACCACGAGGCUGUGAGGGGCUUCAUCCGCCAUGAAAUCAUCAGGCACAAGCUCAGAACACCUGAGGCCCCCAAGGAUUUCAUCAACUGCUACCUGUCACAAAUCACCAAGGCCAUGGAUGACCCUGUCUCUACAUUCAGUGAGGAGAACCUGAUCCAAGUGGUGAUUGACCUGUUUCUAGGAGGCACAGACACCACGGCCACCACACUGCACUGGGCACUCAUAUACCUGGUCCAUUACAGAGCCAUCCAGGAGAGAGUGCAGCAGGAGCUGGAUGAGGUGCUGGGCACUGCACAGGCCGUCUGCUAUGAGGAUCGAGAGCGACUGCCCUACACCCGUGCUGUCCUCCACGAGGUGCAGCGCCUUAGCAGUGUGGUGGCCGUGGGUGCUGUACGUCAGUGUGUGACUUCCACCUGGAUGCAUGGUUAUUAUGUGCCUAAGGGCACCAUCAUCUUGCCCAAUCUGGCCUCUGUGCUGUACGACCCUGAGUGCUGGGAGACCCCUCAUCAGUUCAACCCUGGCCACUUCCUAGACAAGGAUGGAAACUUUGUAGCCAAUGAGGCCUUCCUGCCCUUCUCUGCAGGGCAUCGGGUGUGUCCUGGGGAACAGCUUGCUCGAAUGGAGCUCUUCCUGAUGUUUGCCACGCUCCUCAGGACCUUUCGGUUUCAACUACCAGAAGGGAGCCAGGGCCUCAGGCUGGAAUAUGUCUUUGGUGGUACACUGCAGCCUCAGUCCCAGAAGAUUUGUGCAGUGCUUCGCCUGAGCAGCCUCAGCCCUAGGGAGCCCUAG